Messenger RNA from Xenopus laevis (African clawed frog), 2238 nucleotides. RefSeq names its product protein phosphatase 1 regulatory subunit 15A. NCBI's taxonomy places the organism in Eukaryota, Metazoa, Chordata, Amphibia, Anura, Pipidae. The record is from RefSeq and is a predicted model, not a curated record. The transcript is spliced from 3 exons. The coding region runs from base 558 to 1865 and encodes 435 amino acids.
UUUCCAGUAAAUUCUGUUCUCAUGACGUGCCGUCCAGCACUUCCCACUAGGGAAUGUUUUCAGAAAUAACUGUGACGUUUCCUUGGUCUCCACUCCCUCAUUACCCUGGCAACAAACAUUCUGUCUGUCCCUACGUCACUAGUCCCAUGACAGAAACUGCCAGAGCUUUCAUAAUAAAUGCAAAAACCACGCCCUGCUGCACUCUGAUUGGUCAGGAUGACUUGUUUACUCCGACCAGAACUAUCUAAAGGCCCCUCUUCUCGAACAGUCUCACUAUUUUUCUCACAGCCACAGACUAAAGAUUAUAUUGUAUAGUGCACCAAUGCUGAAGCAUGGCCUGGACAUCUAACUUCUCUCUAGAGGAUACACACAAAAUGCUAUUUGUUCUGAGUGACCCAACUCAAGGCAGAAGAAAGGAAUUUCAACUGGAUACAGCCAAAGCCGAAUUCUACAGACGUAUUCGGGACCACUUGGCCCAGGAAACUUCUACUCAUUUCUGCUGGAGCGCCCUCGUAACUGACUGACACCUACACUGCCACAGCAGAUCAACUUUGAGUAUGGAUCUGCACUACCUAACUAUUGGAUUGUCCAUGAGUAACCUUACAACCCCUUUCUUCGACUGGCAUAAGGGAACUGCAUUGGAGUUGGACAUGUUUAGAGCUAAGCCCAAGAUGCAAGCCAUUGAUACAGAAAUGGGCACAGAUAUGGUCAUCUUCACAAUGGCUGCCAGAACCACACAAACGUUGGUUUCACUGGCCAAAACGGUCAAACCCCAACUGCACUGGAAAUGGACUUCAGUUAACUGGAUAGGAAGAGCAGUGAGAGCAGUGAUGUCAAUAUGUCGGAAUGUGCUUGGAUCUCUGGUAGGAAUGGGCAGCUCAGUCUCAAUGAGAUUCUACUGGAAGGAUCUAAUGGAAUCACCUGCACAAAACCCUACUGCACGAGAGGAGAAAAUGUUGAGUCCCACAUCUGUGAUGAUGCCGAUUCAGGACAUGGAGCUUAUGACUAUGGACUGGAGUUUUGAUGGUCAUGGCUCCAUGGAAAGGAUGCCCAACAAAGAAGCAAUCGAGUCCUCCUGUACAAACCCAAGACUAUUAUCUAUGGUGUAUUUGCCAUCGGAUGAUGAUGAUGAUGAUGCUUCAAGCACAUCAGAAGCAUCAGAUCUAAAUGAGUUGGAAGAAGAUGAUAAACUAUGGAUGGAUGAGAAAGAAUCCUGUUGUACUGAAAAUAAUAAAGUAGUAGACAGUAGCCAAACUCCUGGCUCUACAGUCAACACUGAGGAGAGUGAUUGGUCCGACGAGGACUCAUGGGACUCUGACGCUGAGGCAGAAAGCAGCAAAUUGGAUAAAGACCUGUGGGCAUCUUUCUGCCAAAAUGAUGAUCCAUACAAUCCUCUCUGCUUUGCCAUGCCCACAAAGAGCCCAAAGAAAACCCAUGAACCAAAGAAGGAUAUUGCUGGUUACAGUGUUAAUUACCCAGUGUUACUAGGGGAGUCUGGAGAAGAGGACUUUAAAAACCACACUCCAAGUCACAGAGAAACACUUUGUAAUAAGCUGUCAUCACACAGCCAAGUACCGCUGGAUCAACUAAAUGAAGAAUUGGUUGAGCCUUUUAAUAAAACCCAGAAACAGAAAAGAAGCCAUAUUAAGCGUGUACGUUUCUCACCCACAGUCAAGGUGCAUCACAUGGUGGCUUGGAGCUAUGCCUAUAGAACGGCCCGCAAAGGACCAUGGGAGGAAUACGCAAGAGAUCGCUGCCGUUUCCAGAGGCGCAUUGCUGAGACAGAAGCUGCCAUUGGAUUCUGCUUGGACCCCCAGCACAGAGAAAAAAUCCGGGCUCUUCUCCACAAAAGCAAUAAUAUGUAGGGGCAGCUGUAUUUGGUCACUGCAAUCAGGGGUCCUGGCAAUCUACCCUUAAUAGUGUUUGUCCAAUGGGGAGAACGACAACCAUUGAAGACUAUUUACUUUGCCGCUGCACUUUUAUUAUUGAUACAUCUGUAUUAAAGGACAUCAAGCCCCCCCCCCUGGAAUUGUAGUGGAACCACAUCUGGAAGGCGGCAGGUUUCAAUCUGACACUGUUGAAAUUUGAAAUGUCUAUUCCUAAUAAUUCAGUUAGCAUGCUUACGGUAAUUUAGCCAUUUGAUAUACGGAUAUGGGAUCUGUUAUCUGGAAACUCAUUAUCAAGAAAGCUCCAAAUUACGAGAAGGCCAUCUCCCACAGACAGGGCUGGAUUUACAGA